UGUAUUGUUGAACGCAAUAUUUCAAAUAACGUUUGAAAUUGCAAUUCAAAUAUUGUUCGAACAAUUCGAGAUAGAAUGGAAUAAAUUGCUUUUCGACUUUGGAUUAUAAUUAAUGCUAUUUGGAUUAUAAUUAUAAUGCUUGAACUUGAGACGUUGCGAAAUAAUUUGGCUCCUUCUGUAAAGAUAGAUAACAUUUCUUUGUCAUAUGUAAAUCGUAUUUUUCCAAAGUUCAAAAAUACGCCGUAUUUUAUUUUGUACAAAAAAGCAUCUGAGUCUAUCAAUGAUUGUACGAAACGUACUGAUAAUGAUGAAACUAGUCAGCUUGAUCUCACUGGAUCACCUUUGAAGUAUUCAUUCAAAGGAGAAGAUGAUUUUGAAGAUAGCACAAUUUUGGUAAAGCAAAAUUGGUAUGAAGGAGAAGAAAAGUAUUUACCACUGAGUAGAACAGAAGCAUGCAUAGCAUUGAAUGUAUGUAUUGACUUCAUAAAUGAUUCUUUUCCUCCAAUAUUUGCACUUUGCGACAGCAAAGAUCAUAAGAGAAGCAAAUUGUUAGGUGCAAUAAUUGAAGGAGAAUGGUUUACAACCAUAGAAGCUUGUACAGUUGAUAAUGAAACUUACGAAACUGUUAAAAACUGUUCCUCUGAAAUAUUUCAAGAACACUUGCAACUUUCACGUGCAUGUGAGCAAGAUAUUAUUGUUUCUGCAUUUAAUAUUUUUGAUUUGUUUGGAACAAAAGAAGAAAUAAUUGUCAAAGAUAAAAAUAUAAGUAACUUUGAAGGGAGUUUAAGUGUUGAAGUAGACACCUGUAGUUUAUCAAGUACACCCACAAGAACAUCUAAAAAUAUUAUAAUUGCUCAAAUUGCUACAAACUCAAAUAAUAGUCCUUUGAAAGAAUUAUGGAAACAACUAUUAUUGUUAAAUCAAUAUCUGAAUAUAGUGGAAAAUUAUACAAAAAAUGAAGAUUCUUAUAAUUCAGUUCCUUUGAAAUUCCCACAUGAUUUUAUUAAUCCAUAUGAAGAGGAAUUUGUUACAAUACUGAACAAUUUAAAUCUUUUAUUAAGUGGAGAUCACAGUUUUAGAAAUACUAGUGACACUAAGAAACAUAAAACUAAUUUUUCGAAUGAAGAAAAUACAGAAAAUGAUAUGAAAAUCCAUCAAUGUAUAGAAAGUCUAUCAUUUAGAUACAAUUUGGAUUUUACAGAUUUUUUAUGGGAAUUAUUAAUAAAAAAUUCAAAUUAUUUUGAAAUGACAAAAUGUAUUCAUACAGUGCUUGAAGAAAUUAUAAUAAAUGACUGUUUGCCACAGGUCAAUUUUACAAACUCAACAAAAUUUGCUAAAAUUAUUACCAAUCCACAUCAGCAAAAAAUAAUUUCACAUCUAUUAUCGGGUAGUUUACCAUUAGAAUAUGUUAUAGAUAUGGGUUUUGAAAAAUUAUGCAAAGAUUACAUAUCCAUUUUAGCAAAUAUAAAAUUUGGUGAAUUGCAUGAUGUUCAACAAAAAUUAAAAAAUGCAUCUUAUAAUGAGUUUACAGUUAAUACCUAUAGAAAAAAAUUGUUAUAUUUGGUACAAAUUCAUGUAUGUUUGGAAUUUAUAUUAUUAAUACAAAAUAAUUUAGGAUGUUCAAAUGACGAUCUAAGAACUUUGUUUUGCUGUGCAUUCAAACAGUAUGUCAGUGAGAAAUCACCAAUACAAAAUUGCUGUGAUUUACAUAAAAAUAAAAUUUAUACUUUAACACUUCCCCUUCCUAUUUCGGCAAUAAAUCAUUUAAAUGAAAUUCCAAGUGUGAGAAGAAUUUCUCUUUCAUCUCAAUCUAAAUUGACGAAACUAACAACAAUUAAAUAUUAUAGCCAGUUAUCGAUUUUUCCAACGAAUAUAUAUCCUUUAGAUGACGCAAGUAUAAUAAGCGAAGGAUAUCAUGUGAUUAAUGCAAUUUGUUCGUCUAAUAAAUUUAAAUAAGAUAAUGGUUCCAACAAAUUUUGAUAAAGAAACAGCGAAAACUUUAUUUGGCCAGGUAUUAAAGGUAAUUCAAUUAUAUUGCGAGGUAAUUAUAUGUUUAAUUCAUAAUUAAUAAAAUAAAAAUUGUAAAAGCAUUUUUCAAAUACAUUAAAUGUAUUCAGUAUAAAUAUAACUAGAUUUAUGAGUGUUUGUACUCUCAGUCAUUGAUAAUGUACACUCCAAUUUACUAUUAGACAUUACUUUCACUGACCUAAACCUUGUUAAAUAUAUAUAUUUAUA
Frieseomelitta varia is the source of this 2235-nucleotide messenger RNA. RefSeq names its product protein zwilch homolog. Gene Ontology annotation, cellular component: RZZ complex. The transcript has 12 exons. The record is from RefSeq and is a predicted model, not a curated record. NCBI's taxonomy places the organism in Eukaryota, Metazoa, Arthropoda, Insecta, Hymenoptera, Apidae. The coding region runs from base 136 to 1956 and encodes 606 amino acids. Gene Ontology annotation, biological process: mitotic spindle assembly checkpoint signaling; protein localization to kinetochore.